Messenger RNA from Sparassis crispa, 4212 nucleotides. RefSeq lists its product as hypothetical. Lineage: Eukaryota; Fungi; Basidiomycota; Agaricomycetes; Polyporales; Sparassidaceae. Gene Ontology annotation, molecular function: protein tyrosine phosphatase activity. The transcript has 6 exons. Bases 1 to 4212 code for a protein of 1403 amino acids. Gene Ontology annotation, biological process: protein dephosphorylation. The record is from RefSeq and is a predicted model, not a curated record.
AUGACGUCAACGGUCUGGGCUCUGGCGCGUUCUUGGCGUAGAUUCGAUCCGCUUCUCAGCUUUUCUGCCCACAUACCGACACACUCUCUCCUCACACCACUCACACUGUCGCCCAUCCCGCCGUUGCCCACGCUGGCCUCUUCAACUGAUCCGCCGUCGACCGAGCCCCCGGUGGACUCCUUCGCCGCCGCAAUCAAUGCCCGCUUCGCACAUCCACCAACCCUCAUCCCACUCAACCAGUCUUCGGUUCCCACUUCCCGAGCCAUGCCUCUGCCAGCGCCCUCCGCAGAUAUCUCCCCAUCUGCCUUCUCCGCACUCCUACCUGCCGAUCUCCACACUAUCCUCGCCGAUCCCGAUGCCCUCAUCCUCGAUGUCCGUCCCCACAACGCCUACGCGACAGCUCGCCUUCCUGGAUCGCUCUCGCUCUCGGUGCCGACCACGCUUCUCAAGCGACCACUUUUCUCGCUCGCCCGGCUGGCGCCCAUGCUCCAGUCAGCCGCUGCCCGCACCCAAUUUUCAGCAUGGUCGUCUGCCUCUCGCAUUCUCGUUUACGACGCAGACGUGCCCUCCCUUGCCGAUCGCCCCACACUUUUCGGACUCUUGCGCAAGUUUCGGGCGGAGGGAUUCGAGAAGGACAUCGCAUGGCUGAGAGGUGGGUUGCAUGCCGUCUGGAGGGAGCGUCCCGAUCUCGUGGAUAGCAAGCCUCUACCCGAGGAAGAAGAUGAAGUCCCUCCGGAAAUCAACAAGAGCCUUUUGGCGCCGCCAGUCUUGCGCACCAAGCACCUCCCGAUGUCUGCCUUCACAAGUUCUUCUACUGCAAAACGCUCCGUCACAUCCCAACCCGUACCUGUCACGCCGUUAACUGCUCCGGGAGCACCAGAUCCCUUUAGUUAUCCCUUGCCGACGCACACUGCACUCACCGUGCGCCUUCCGCGGCCGAGCGCGAGCACGAGCGGCCAUAGCCCACCGCUGGUGGGUGUCCGACCGGCGAUGUCCAAUCCUUUUUUUGACGCGGUCCGUCAGAAUUUGGAACUCGCCCACGCCAACGACGGGGGCAGCGCCGGGAUCGCAUUGCGGUUGCCCAGGAAGGUGCGGCGACGCGUCGGGGAGCUGCCGUUUGAGUGGCUGCGGGAGAUCGCGAGGCGGAGCGGGCGCAUGCGGGAAGGGAACGGAGACUAUGAGGAGAGCGACGGCGACAGCGAGGUAGAGCCCGUGCGCAUGCAGGACAUGUUGCCGGUGCUCGACUCGUCCCCCGGCAGUCGCAGCGAGAACGAAAGCUCGCUGGAGAGCUCGCAAUCGCCGGCCAGCGCAGACGAGCUCACUCGUGCACUGGAAGUGCAGUUCUACCGGAUCGAGCUCGGCGAGCAGCAACGUCUCAUGGGCGUCAUGGAGCACCACACCGGAGAGAGUAGGGGACUGUCGAGUGCGCAGGCCGUGCUGAAGGAAAGGGCGAACCAGGACUUCCCAUACAGCAUCACCGCCGGUCUCGAGAAGGGGACGAAGAACCGUUAUCGCAACAUCUGGCCGUUUGAACAUGCGCGUGUACGCUUGCGGAAGGCGAAGCCUGAGGACGACGAUUACAUGAAUGCGAGUUACGUGCAGCCCCUUGGUACGGCGAAGCGUUACAUCGCAACGCAAGGCCCCUUGUCUGCGACAUUCGAUGAUUUCUGGACGCUCUGUUGGGAACAGAAUGUGCACGUCAUCGUCAUGCUCACACGUGAGGUCGAGGCUGCGACUGCGAAGUGCGGCAAGUACUGGACCGAGGGCUCGUAUGGGCCGCUAUGUCUCCGUAUGAUUUCCACCGACGACACGCCAGAGCAUGAACGACGCCGCCGAGAUAGCGAGAUAUCUGGUGGGUUUUUCGGUGCGCAGCCCCAGCCCGGCAAGACCAAAACCAAGGGGAAGGAGACGGACUCGGGAAAGAGCAAGCGCAAGGGCAGCAAGAGCACCGAUGCCGGUAACACCGCUAAUUUUGCUAGACAUAAAAACCAGGCCAAGGACAAGGAUAGAGACAAGCACGCAGCUAGAGAGGGAGAAGAUGAAAGUGCCGGCGAGCAUAGAUCCACGAUCCAUCGCAUCUUCGAGCUUCGCAAUACCGCAUACCCGCUUGCACCCCCUCGCAUAAUCACUCAAUUGCAGUACCUGGAUUGGCCCGACUUCAAUGUCCCACAAGAUCCACGCGGUGUGCUUGGACUCAUGCGUGAAGUCGAGGAGACGGUGGAGCGCACACGCGGCACGAACGACAAACGCUGGGGUGAAGGCCCUUUACACUCAGGACCCUGGGGGAAGGCAGGUCCUGCAAGCGCCGCGAAUCCGCCAACAGAGAUAGAAGAAGCGUUAGACGAGGCCAACGACAUCGAACCGACGUCGGGCAUCGCGCGGCAUGCGCUUGGGAACCCACCGGUACUCCUCCACUGUUCCGCCGGUGUGGGACGGACAGGUGGAUUCAUCGCCGUCGAUGCUGUCCUGGACGGUGUGCGUCGCGAGAUGCGCAAGCGUGGGGAAGCCCAGUCCACCUCCAACCUGAAUGCUGGUAGCAGCGACAACAAUGGCCGUCACAACAGCGCCUCCGGCUCUCGUGGGAGUCCGGACACGACGAGUCUUUCGAGCAGCCGUGCGGAACCUAUGGACGUGGACGCGAGCCCAAGUCCGCCCUCUUUUGCGGAGGUUGAUGCGGCUAUUCGGGCAGAGACCGGGCCAGGAUUGACAAUGGCGAUGUCCGUCGGCCAGAACGAAGUCCAUGUUCCAGUCGCAGGCUUUGCGGAGCCGUUGGUAUCCACGAGUGCAGACGGAUCCGUUACCAAGGAACGUGGUCAACUGCAGCGACGUACGUCACCCCGUGCUGUCGGAACGGUACCUCCCCAUAUCCUGCAGCGCCGUGCAACACUUAACCAGCGAUCGGAGAUGUCCAACUUAGUCGCGCAAGUUGCCAAGCAAGACCACGACUCUGAGAGCAGCUCUGGCUCAUAUGUUGGUCCCUCAUCAGGGUCCGCGUCAGCCUCGAUGUCAGGAUCCAAGUCAAUGUUCCAUUCACCUUCUCACUCGUCUGUCAGUCCUCCUACCAGCUUCACGGAAAGCUCUUUUAAUCUGUCGGCGAAGGCUGGGGACACACCACCGCGUACAACCGCGAGCCCAAGCCCGCGGAAAGCCACGGACCGGGACGACUCUGCUGUGGUGGAAAUGAAGCUGUCCAGUGGCUCGAUCCCACCGUCGCCGUUAGUUCCGACAAGCAGUACCAAUCCCCCACCGUCGAGUGCAGUACUUCUCCUGCGUCCGCAUCCACAACAUCCACAUCCGCAUCAGCAGCUACAACAUUCGCACUCGCACCCGCAUUCAAAUCUGCAACCGCACCCACAUCCUCAAUCGAGUCGCCUCGAUACUUGGCGGUCAGAAGUGCAUACCUCUAAUACACCAAGAACCGAAGUGCCAUCACAACAAGUACCUGCUGGGUCUGCACCUGGUGCUGUUGAGCACUACGUGCAAGAGCAGAAUGAUGCCGCCGCUCACUUGCUGCCUCGACCACCUCACCGCGGGCGUGCAUUUGAUCACGCGCAGCCGAGGAAACUGCACGAGGACACGUCACCGCCGCUGCUAUCAACCUACAAUGAGCCGAUCCGGAGGGUGGUCGAAGAUAUGCGCGAGCAGCGCAUGAGCCUGUGCCAGAGUUUGCGCCAAUAUGUCUUCGUCCAUCGUGCGGUGAUUGAGGGGGCGCUGAUGAUCGUGGAUGAGGAGAAGGGGGGAAAGGGGGGAAAGGCGGGGGAGUCCGCGAUUCCUGCAAGAGGGCAUGGGGGUUUUGGGAUUGCAGCAGGCGCGGAUCCGCCAGGUCGAGGAAAGAAGGCUGAGGAAGUCGGACCGGUUGACGUAGGGCAAGAUUCGCACGAGCCUGUUUCUGAACCUGUGCAUGGCGUGAGACUCGGACACUUGGGAUCCUCCUUCCCGCUUGGCGAAGAACUUCAGCAUCUCUCGUCGCACGUAAUGCCAAGUACCGUUGAGACCACGCUCGUCAUGCCACCUUCGUCCCCAAUUAGGGUCAAGCGCGGCGCGAGUCCAACUGAACUGCAGAAGGAGGACACGAGUGGCGAGGUUGCCCUCACGAAGCGACCAAGUAUUAAACGACAGCAACGCAGGGAGGGUGACAAUCGGUGUAGUCUGGCUCGCGGUUGCGCUGCGGUUUCUCCCGUAAUCUGCGCGCCCUCCAAGUCCGUGCCUUGA